Trichomonas vaginalis G3 is the source of this 303-nucleotide messenger RNA. RefSeq lists its product as uncharacterized. The record is from RefSeq and is a predicted model, not a curated record. The coding region runs from base 1 to 303 and encodes 100 amino acids. NCBI's taxonomy places the organism in Eukaryota, Parabasalia, Trichomonadida, Trichomonadidae. The transcript has a single exon.
AUGACUGAAGAAAGACUCAAAAUUGAAGACGAGCCUGUAGAAGUCAUAGAGGAAGUGGAAGAGAGCUCAAGCGAAUCUUCUUCUCUAAAACAAAAUAAAUCUCACGAAGAAGAAAAGAAAAAACCAGAUCCAUCUUCAAAAAUCGAACUAAUGAGUGACGAACCGCAAGAAGAAGGCUUUGUACCAAUUGUAAGCGGAGAAAUUGGAUUAAAUCCAGAGCUUCCUCAAAAUCAACAAACUACAAAUCCGAAUGUCGAAGAAAAGAACGAAGUUGAAAAAUCAAAAUGCUGCUUAAUUAUAUGA